Aedes albopictus (Asian tiger mosquito) is the source of this 1025-nucleotide messenger RNA. RefSeq lists its product as uncharacterized. Bases 323 to 616 code for a protein of 97 amino acids. The transcript is spliced from 2 exons. The record is from RefSeq and is a predicted model, not a curated record. NCBI's taxonomy places the organism in Eukaryota, Metazoa, Arthropoda, Insecta, Diptera, Culicidae.
UAAACCCUUAAAAGUGUUCUGACGACCCAGAAUGUUCAGACAAUUUGUACAAAGCGUACUGUUCGUUAAAGUUCAACGUUGGUUGAGUAAUGUCACUUCAGGUAGAUAUGAGCUCAAGGUAAGUGAAGUGAAGUUCAGAAUCCAAGCUGAACAAUCUUCUAAUAGUGCGUCUUUGUUGCUGCUUGGUGAUCGAUGAACGCGCAUCCAUCAACGUCAGAGGCUUCAACAGUUGUUCAAAUACCGCUCAACAGCUGUUCUUCGAUACAACCUGCUUAUAAAUGAAUUGAUCGUUCAGUUAACGGCAGCUCAAGUUCAAAUCACGAUGUUUUCCUGGCGUACCAUCCCCGUAGCAUUCGUGGUGACGUUAGUCCUGGGAUCGCAGCUAGCAUGGACCCGGGCCGAAUCGGACGCUGAAAAGUACUGUAAAUACCUGGACUGCCAAGGUGGUAAAAUCAAGCAGGGAGAAUCGUUUGCGGCGACCAACUUUGCGUUCGGCUACUGCACCUGUGGGGAAAACAAGGAUGGCAAGAGGGUGCCACGAUACAUGCCGUGCAACUUCGGGCAAACGUACAGUCUGGAGAAGCAGAACUGUGUUCAGGGUGUCGCGACGGCUUGAGAGCUUUCAUACUACGUCAUGGUUAUUUAAGUAAUACGGUAAGAACACAAUAUUGAGUAGUCAUGACCACAACAAUCGAGCACAAUUUCUUAUAGGGAUUAAACCGUUCGAUAUCUGGCUUGUAUUGUGUGACAGUUAAUCGAUAAGAAAUGUGAUUCACACUUAUCGAUUAGUUGUCCAACGAUACACGAGAGAUGUCAAAUUGUUUGAACCCUUCCACAGUGUGUUUAGCUAUUCGAUCUAGUUUUAUCGUUUUCCUGUCAGUCAACGAGGCUAAAUCCCAAUCGGGUUACCAACUGAUAUCGUAUAAAGUUGAUUCAGAAACUGAAUCAAAGUGGUCAUUUGAAGUAAGAAACAAUAGAAAUUGGUACAUACAUUAUUAAAUCAAAAAUUUGACGUAUAAACGAUC